AGUGCGCUUCACGCUCAAAUAACAGAACUUAGCAUUUCUCUUGAUCCUUACCAGCAAUCUGUCAUAUUUGCCGAUUUCUUUUAUGUCUGAAUGUUGAAGUAUGCAAAGGUAACGCAUUAGAUACACAGGGGGAUCUGAAUUCCCCUUUUGUUUCUUGCUGUCAUUUAAAAGUAAUUUUAACUUUGACGAGUUCCUCAUUGAGAACAACGGAUUCAGUUUGAAGAUGUUGAAUACACUUUACAGACAGAUGAUGUUUCCUGAAUCAACUGCUUUCUUUUUGAUUGUUCUUGUGUUCAGUUCCGGCACUGGUUCAAGUGAAGAAUUAAUAAAAGUCACAGAAACACAAGAAACAAAAGCAGAAGGGUCAUGUGUUACCAUCGCUUGCACCUACAAACAUGGAUAUGAUCAGAACAUUAAACUUCUGUGGUUUAAGGAUCCAAAUUAUGAUCGUGAUAAAAAGUCAUAUACUGGGACUAUCGUAUACAGUAACGCAGAUGAUCGUCCUCAGUCACCAGGUUACUCGAGUAGAGUGGAAUUCAUUACAGGUAAAGCAGAAGAAGCCACAGACUAUUGGAGGAAAUGUGAUUUAAAAAUCAAUGAUCUACAAAAGUCAGACAGUGGGAACUACAGCUUUAGAAUUGACUCAGACACAAAGUACAUGAGCAAAGCUAUGAAUCUCACAGUUACAGACAAUCGUUGCAAACUGAACAUUGACCCAUCAGAGAUGAAGGAUUCAGUCAAAGAAUGGGAUGAAUUUAGUGUUCGCUGUUCAACCUCUGAUUCAUGCCCAUCUAAUCCUGAGUGGAUUCUCCAUAAACCAGGACAAGAACCAAAAAGAAUGACAUCACCAAUCAAGGAAAUCACAGAAGAGAACAAUGAAGGCAAAAAAAUCACCAAACUCAAAAUCAAACCAACAUGGGAGGAUGAUAACAUGAUGUUGUCUUGCCGUCCAGCAAAGACUCAAGACAGCUGUCUCUUCAAAAAUAUCACUCUGUCUGUAGAAUAUAAACCAAAGAAGGCAGAAGCAACAGUACGCCCUGUGGAUGUCAAGGAAGGAGAUUCUUUCACUCUCUCUUGUACCUCUAGAGGGCGCCCUAAUGUCACCAUGUCAUGGUUCAAAAACGGGAUAAAGAAAACACAACUGGUUGAGUGGAGACUACAUGAUGUUAAACCAGAAGACAACGGAGAAUACUAUUGUCAAGCUGAAAACAAGCAUGGGGAAGUUCAAUCGAAUAUAAUUCGCAUCAUUGUUAAAUAUGGUCCAAAAGAUGUCCGAGUGACUCAAGCUGUCAACAUCAGUAAUCUCAAAGAAGGAAAUGAGCUGAAACUGAACUGUUCAGUAGGGGGCAGUAACCCAGCAGUCCAUCAGUUUAAUUGGUACUUGAAUGGAUCACAUAUAAAGCAACAAACCAACCAGAUAUUAUUUAUCAGUCAAAUAAGACCAGAAGAUAAGGGCUCUUACCACUGCAACGCCAUCAACAGCAUAAAAACAUCACAAUCUAAUAGUCUCCAGGUAUCUAUAAAGUAUUUACCACAUCAGAUUAAGAUAGACGGCGAAACCUCUGUAAAAAAAGGCUCCAAAGUAAUGUUUAAUUGCUCAGCUGAUGCAAACCCUCCACCAAACUCAUACAGCUGGAAACACACAUCUAUAUCUGAAUCGCUUCCUCUCUCAUUCUCAAAAACAACUGGAGUCUUAACCAUUGACACGGUGACCAUUCGUCAUGCAGGGACGUACGCAUGUACGGUUACCAAUGAUAUUGGUGGAAAAGAAAAAUCCAUAAACGUUACUGUUCUUUAUGCCCCUUCUAAACCUAUGUUGGCCAUGAAAAGUGAAAAAGAAUAUGGAGUAAUCUCUAUUACCUGCACAGUUGAAAGCUCUCCUGAAUCAAAUCUUAUAGUAAGCGGACCCUCUGACCUCAGAAGCAUGCGGGAGAAUAAAAUGAACAUCAGUAAAUCUGACAACAAGGUUACAAUAUACCUGAACGCAAGAGAGUCGGAUGCAGGUGUGUAUAAGUGCACAGCAGAUAAUUCAGAAGGAACAAACCACACUGAAGAAGAGCUGUUGUAUGCACCUAAAAAUGUCAGUGUUAGAUCUGAAGGGAAGCAGAUGACACGACACGAGCUGACUCUUGCAUGUAACACUCAAUCCAAACCAACACCGUCCUCUUAUGAGUGGAAGAAAAUCUUCAAUGGAGAAUUAACGACAGCGGGAAGAUCACAGAAACUUCACUUCCAUUCCCUGCAGACCGCUGACUCCGGUCAAUACAUCUGCAUAGUUAAUAAUAUCAUUGGAGAAGCAAAAUCUCUACCAGUAAAUAUCAAGGUGAAACUUGGCAGUCUUUCAGUACUCUAUCAGGUUAUUUUCCCCAUCAUUCUGCUGUUGAUUCUCAUCGCUCUAGCCAUCUUUUUGUUACGCAGGAAAAUCAUCAAGGGAUCUCAAAAUAAUAGUCGAGAGAAUCUGGCGAUGGCAGACGCUGCUGAUUCAAGCCGUGGAAGAACCGCUGACUUCUAUACAACACUCCAUUCUCCAGGUCCUGCGAGGGCACAGGUCUCUAGUGCGAGGCCAGCGUCAAAUACCCAACAAGUGUAUUCUGAGAUUACAUUGCCACAAAUGAAACAGGGAUGCGCCAAACCACAAGAAUAUGAAGAAUAUAGCUCAAUAAACUACGUCACUUUGGACUUCAGGAGACAACACGAGCUCGCAAAAAGAGCAUCUGAUGAUUCUAGCACAGCAAUCUACAGCAAAGUGUUCAAGAACAAAAAGUCACAGAAUUCCUCAGAGUCGGAGCUGCACGAUUAUGAGAACGUUUCUUCUGCAUGUGCUCCAAAACUUCCACUCACAAGCACAGACUGGGAGUCUGAUACCAGUGAGGAAGACGAAGUCAAGUACACAACUGUAUCUUGUACUGAUAAACCUGGUGUCAGAGAACCUAGGAAGAAGAGUUCUAGCAGUUCUGGCACUACUAGCUCUGAGGAAGACCGGACUGCAUAUUCAGACAUAAAAACAUAAACAUCUAUAUAUCUGACAGAUAUGUGAUAUCAUCAAGUGGGUUGUUGACUCCUCAAAAUGCCUUAAAAUGUUCAGAGUAGGGUUUCAUUACAAUAACAUAAUAUCACAUCUUUGUGAAUGAUACUGUAAAGAUGCUGUUGAUUGUAUGUUUGGUGCUAUAUGCUUGGUGUGAUGAGUGUAAUGUUUUGUGCAUAAAAAGACUGCUACACGUGUUUCUUAUACGCCAUAUUUUAAUUUCGCCAAUAAACUGUGUUACUUCUGAGUUAAGCUGUAAAACAUGUUACUACUGAACAGAAUUAAACAUGUUGAAUGUUAGCAGAUGUUUUCUUCAAAAACCCUUUAAGUCAGUUGUUUUAGUUAAAGCUUGGUUUCUAUUGUGUUAUGUUUGUAUGGAUAUAAAUAAUAAAAUUUGUAUUAUUAAUAAAGUAUUGCUACCAUAUCGCUAUUGCAAUUAAUUAAGCCAUUAAAAGCUUUACAUUUAUAUUUUUGUCAUAUGUGAUCAUGUUUCAAGGUUAGCCCUCUAUGCCAAUAUACUGUAACAACAAGCACAAGUUAAUAGAGUUGACUGUUGUGCUGUUAUUUCACCCUAAAAUCAGAUAAAAGAGUUAAACACCUGGUUUCACAGACAAGGCUCAGCUUAAGCUAUAGGGCUACAUAUAUCUUCAUAUUUUGGUUGCUUUUAUAAAAAUGCUUUAACAAACACUUCUGGUGUGCAUCUUGAGAAAACAAUCACUGAUACAAAAAGUGACACUGCUCAAAAAAGUGCCAUAAUCAAAAACAUUGUUGUGAAUAUUUUUGUACCUUGCAUUGCAAUGAACACACAGCUGUGGUUAAAAAGGUAUUCCUUCUUCUCCGUUUGUGCUCGGAAACAGAGCGGUCCAUUGUCAUGGUUCUGCACGUUAUCAAUCUCGACCGUACAGUCCUGAUCAACUGGGUUUCCAAGGAGUUUUGUGCGGCCUUUGAAGUUGUCCAAGACGUCUCUCUGUCCGGUGUGGAACAUGUAACCUUUCGUCAACACCCAACGAACCCAAAGAUGCACGGCAAGUUCCUCAUGCAUCUUAAAACUGCAGGGUAUCACCACACA
Molecule: messenger RNA, 4094 nt
Organism: Triplophysa rosa
Lineage: Eukaryota; Metazoa; Chordata; Actinopteri; Cypriniformes; Nemacheilidae
Exons: 16
Coding region: 224-3010 (928 amino acids)
Source: RefSeq, a predicted model, not a curated record